AUGGCGAUACAUGGAGUAAUUUCUAACUCUACUAAUCCAUCUUUUUUGGAACAAUACAAUGUUUGGCUUCAAGGAGAUACAAAUUCUACUUCAAUGGCUUUGGCUGCAACCAAAUGUUGGUUCGUUUGGAAAGAGAGAUGCCUAAGAGUGUUUGAAAAAAAAGAACGAACACCUGAACAACUUGCAGUUGACAUUGCUCGUCACUACAAUUACUGGCACCCUCACAGUAGCAGCAUUAACUUACAUAAGCACAGCAAAAAUACUGCAAAGAAUAUACAAUGGAUCUUCCCUAGUAGAGACAUCAUUAAACUGAAUUGUGAUGCUUCUUGGGUGUCCAAAAAUACUAAUGCAGGAUUUGGGUUUGUGUUGCGUAAUUGGUUAGGUACAGGCAAGGGAGCAGGAAUGGGCAUCUUCAGAGCAUCAACAGCAGAAGAAGCAGAAGCUCUAACUCUUCUGCACACAACAAGAUAG
Molecule: messenger RNA, 471 nt
Organism: Papaver somniferum (opium poppy)
Lineage: Eukaryota; Viridiplantae; Streptophyta; Magnoliopsida; Ranunculales; Papaveraceae
Exons: 1
Coding region: 1-471 (156 amino acids)
Source: RefSeq, a predicted model, not a curated record